AACUGUAACAAAGAUGACAAACUUUAAUUUUGGUUUUUCCCUCCUACUUGUAGUUAUCUAUGGAUCUAUACAAAUGAGUCAUUCUUGGUGCUGUGAUAAAAUCAAAAGAUUGGUUGAUUCAAAAAUGGAUGCUUAUCAAGUACUGGGUAAGAAAAAUACGUCACUUCCUCCUAAUUGCGGUGAUGACAUCAAAACAGAAGUUAAAUCAUAUGAAAGGUCGUAUGCAUCAUUAUGCUUAAACAGAACUGACGUUGAGUUCCGUCAAUUCAAUGCAAGAUUUACAAAUCUUGGAGCCACUGGUCGCCAUGGUCCAACAUCAAUUGGUCAAUUUUACAAUGGUCAGGAUCACGAAAAUAUGGUAACCGUAUCAAAAGGUAUCCAGUAUUGGACAGUGCCUUACACUGAAACUUAUAAAAUUACUGCUGUCUGUGCAAUAGGGGGUCAUGAUAAUUAUGGCUCUGCUUAUAGAGAAGUUACUAUCGCAAGGGAAAGUGCUGCUCGGGCUCCCCUUUUCACCCAUGGGACGAGUGCUUAG
Messenger RNA from Xenia sp. Carnegie-2017, 535 nucleotides. RefSeq lists its product as uncharacterized. The transcript is spliced from 4 exons. Bases 14 to 535 code for a protein of 173 amino acids. Lineage: Eukaryota; Metazoa; Cnidaria; Anthozoa; Malacalcyonacea; Xeniidae. The record is from RefSeq and is a predicted model, not a curated record.